GAGGAGCCAGGAGAAGGGACCAUGAAAGAUUGAUCAUCAAGGUGGAAGUAAAGCAGGGGAGAGUGGUUGAUCAUUUGGAAUACUGCUGAGAUUGAAGAUGAAGACAGAUAAUUUGGGUGUAAUAGGUAUACAGCUGGUUGUUACCAUGGUGAUGGCCAGUAUCAUGCAGAAGAUUAUACCUCACUACUCUCUUGCUCGAUGGCUGCUCUGUAAUGGCAGUCUGAGAUGGUAUCAACAUCCUACAAAAGAAGAAUUACGAAUUCUUGCAGGGAAGCAGCAAAAAGGAAAAAAUAGAAAAGACAGGAAAUAUAAUGGUCACAUUGAAAGUAAGCCAUUAACCAUUCCAAAGGAUAUUGACCUUCAUCUAGAAACAAAGUCAGUUACAGAAGUGGAUACUUUAGCAUUGCAUUACUUUCCAGAAUACCAGUGGCUGGUGGAUUUCACAGUGGCUGCCACAGUCGUAUAUCUAGUAACUGAAGUCUACUACAGUUUUAUGAAGCCUACACAGGAAAUGAAUAUCAGCCUAGUCUGGUGCCUGCUUGUUUUGUCUUUUGCAGUCAAAGUUCUAUUUUCAUUAACUACACACUAUUUUAAAGUAGAAGAUGGUGGUGAAAGAUCAGUCUGUGUCACCUUUGGAUUUUUUUUCUUUGUCAAAGCAAUGGCAGUUUUGAUUGUAACAGAAAACUAUCUGGAAUUUGGACUUGAAACAGGUUUUACAAAUUUUUCAGACAGUGCAAUGCAGUUUCUUGAAAAGCAAGGUUUAGAAUCUCAGGGUCCUGUUUCUAAGCUUACUUUCAAAUUUUUCCUGGCUAUUUUCUGUUCACUCAUUGGGGCUUUUUUGACAUUUCCUGGAUUACGGCUGGCUCAAAUGCAUCUGGAUGCCCUGAAUUUGGCAACAGAAAAAGUUACACAAAUGUUACUUCAUAUCAACUUCUUGGCACCUUUAUUUAUGGUUCUGCUCUGGGUAAAACCAAUCACCAAAGACUACAUUAUGAACCCACCAUUGGGUAAAGAAAGUGUCCCUUUAAUGACAGAAGCUACAUUUGAUACUCUGCGACUAUGGUUAAUAAUCCUGCUGUGUGCUUUGCGGUUGGCCAUGAUGCGUAGUCAUCUGCAAGCUUACUUAAACUUAGCCCAGAAAUGUGUGGAUCAGAUGAAGAGAGAAGCAGGGCGAAUAAGUACAGUUGAGCUACAGAAAAUGGUGGCUCGAGUCUUUUAUUACCUUUGUGUUAUUGCACUGCAGUAUGUGGCACCUCUCGUAAUGCUGCUUCACACAACUCUGCUUUUGAAAACACUAGGUAAUCAUUCCUGGGGGAUUUAUCCAGAAUCUAUCUCUGGCUUGCCAGUGGAUAACAGUCUGCCCUACAACUCGAUUUAUUCUGAAUUACCAUCUGCUGAUGGCAAGGUAAAAGUAACUGUCACACAAAUAACAGUGGCACUGAGCAGCUUAAAAAACAUUUUCACUCCUUUGCUUUUUCGAGGACUUCUGUCUUUUCUGACCUGGUGGAUUGCUGCUUGCCUCUUUUCUACAAGCCUUUUUGGGCUUUUUUAUCAUCAGUACCUGACUGUGGCAUGAACCUCAGUUAACAAAAAAGGAUAUCGAAGUCACAUUUUAAAUUCAAAUAUUUGUUGCCCUUGAAGGGCAGAAGAAAACCAGAAGAAAGCAAAAACUCAAAAGAAAAAAAAAAACAUAUCAGAAUAUCUUGUUUUAAAUGCUUCCUCUGUAUUCUCAGGGUGAAUUAAUGUUAUAAUAUUUAAAAUCA
Choloepus didactylus (southern two-toed sloth) is the source of this 1763-nucleotide messenger RNA. It is a transcript of the gene TMEM161B, whose product is annotated as transmembrane protein 161B. Lineage: Eukaryota; Metazoa; Chordata; Mammalia; Pilosa; Megalonychidae. Bases 98 to 1576 code for a protein of 492 amino acids. The record is from RefSeq and is a predicted model, not a curated record. The transcript has 12 exons.